Messenger RNA from Thunnus maccoyii (southern bluefin tuna), 2726 nucleotides. RefSeq names its product interferon regulatory factor 2 binding protein 2a (gene irf2bp2a). Bases 772 to 2325 code for a protein of 517 amino acids. Gene Ontology annotation, cellular component: nucleus. NCBI's taxonomy places the organism in Eukaryota, Metazoa, Chordata, Actinopteri, Scombriformes, Scombridae. Gene Ontology annotation, biological process: regulation of transcription by RNA polymerase II. The record is from RefSeq and is a predicted model, not a curated record. Gene Ontology annotation, molecular function: transcription corepressor activity. The transcript is spliced from 2 exons.
GCUCAGCUCAUGGCGUCGAGGCGCUGUGCAUUGAGAAAAACAAGCUGCAGCGAGCGUUUUUCAGCCUGAACCGGAUAAUGCUCUGAAUUUAGGACAAAGCAGCAGUCAACUGGAGGAGCUGGAGAGUCGCCUUUUUUAUUAUUAUCCCCUGGCGGUCUACUGCUAACCUACAGCAGCAGCAUUUAAAAAAAAAGUCUCAUCGCAGACAGGCUGGUAUCGCCGGACCCGGUGUCAUAUUUAUUUGCAGGUUUGGUGGUCAGAAUAAUAAUAAUAAUCAUAAUAAUAAGAGCUGCGGGUUAUUCCCUUGAGUCAGAGGCGGCGGUGGAGAGAGGCUGAACUGGGUGCAGUUUUGGCAGAGGUUCAAGUGAUUAAAUUAAAAAUAAAAAAAAGCAGUGAGUGACAGAGGCUGCAGUAAGCUGGAGGUGGGGGGAGGUGGGGGGGUCUGUCGAAGAAAUCAAGUCAAUAGAAACUGAAGUGGAAGCAGGCGUUUAGAGCUCCGUGGUGACGUCACUGCUCCACAUUGAGCCUGUAGUAGAGUCAGUGGAGAUAGAUAGAGGAGCGCCGUAGUAAAGUACACACCGACAUGAACUUCUCCCUGUGAAACUUCACCGUUGUUGCUGCGAAAGUCGGGAGAGGACGAGUUUACACUUUUUUUUCUCUCGACGAACGGAACUUGCUCUUUCUUCGUUUUUAAAGGGAGCUCGGACGACAAACGGGACAAGAAGACACAUUUUUUGGGUUUCUUUUCUUGGGGGGUCGACGACGAGCGCUAUGUCGUCCGCGGCGGUCGCUGCUUCUUCCAGGAGGCAGUCGUGUUAUUUAUGCGACUUGCCCCGCAUGCCCUGGGCUAUGAUCUGGGAUUUUACCGAGCCCGUCUGCAGGGGAUGUGUCAACUAUGAAGGAGCAGACCGCAUUGAGUUUGUCAUCGAGACGGCCCGGCAGCUCAAGAGGGCUCACGGGUUUCAGGAGGGCAGGUCUCCCGGGCCGGGGAAGUCGCAGCUCUCCGGGAAAGAGAUCCAGGCGAUCAACCACGCUGCGGCGGGAGACCCCGGCUCCCGGCCGCCGCAGCCGCUGGACCGCUACCCGCUCUCCUCCGACCGCCCGCCCAGGCUGGGUCCAGAAUAUCAGUCUGGCAGGCAGGCGAACGGCAUCCCCGUCCCCAAUGGAUUUCCUAAGCCCGACGAGCCGCCAGAGCUGAACCGCCAGAGCCCCAACCCGCGCAGGAAUAGCACGGUCCCCCCGAAUCUAGUGCCUUUGGUUAACGGGAGCAUGCCCCCGGUGCACGCCGUCAACGGGAGACCGGGCCAGAUGGGGCUUCCCUCCGCACUGGCGGGCGGUAGUCCCGCCGACCUGGGAAAGAGACCCGCCUCGGUCUCAAGCACCGAGCACGACAGAGAGGUGAAGGAGAAGCACAGACCGGACAGUCUCACGCCGGAGAUCUCUGAGAGCCACAAAAACAGGGCAGACCCGGAAUGGAUGAGCAAGGGCAAAACGGUGAGGGACCUGAUGGCUCUGCACCCUUUCGACAACAGGUUCAAGAAGGACCAUGCGGCCAUGCAACAAAGGGUUAUGGGCUAUGAGGCCAGCGCCACGGCUUCCAAGUCAGACAGAGGAAAACACCCCCGAAGCAUGAAGAGAAAAGCAUCUCCUGAACCAGAAGGAGAGGGGACAGCUGCCAAGAUCAAUGGAGAAGGACAGCAGUGGUUACCACCACCUACUGACGGACUGAAAAUGCCACCAGUUCCCCCGCCAAGCUUCGCCUCUCCCCCUUCCACAAUAUCCCCCCACUCCCGCACCACCCCACCUGAAGCGGCCCAGAAUGGCCAGUCCCCCAUGGCGGCACUCAUCAUGGCAGCAGACAAUGCAGGUGGGAACAGCUCUCCCAAGGACGCAAACCAAGUCCACUCUACCACCCGGAGGAACAGCAGCAGUCCCCUGUCGCCGUCCUCCAUGAAUCAGAGGAGGCUGGCGCAGAGAGAUGCAUCUGGUGCAGGCACCCCCCACGUGCCAGGCAUGGACCAAGUGCACCCCCAAAGCAUUCCGGACUCCUCGGUACCCGGCAGCAUACCCCUGUGCUGCACGCUGUGCCACGAGCGUUUGGAGGACACACACUUUGUUCAGUGCCCGUCUGUGCCCUCUCACAAGUUCUGCUUCCCGUGCUCGAGGGAAAGCAUAAAGCAGCAAGGUGCUACGGGUGAAGUGUACUGUCCAAGUGGAGAGAAAUGUCCCCUGGUUGGCUCGAACGUACCAUGGGCUUUCAUGCAAGGAGAAAUCGCCACCAUCCUUGCAGGAGAUGUCAAAGUAAAAAAGGAGAGGGACCCUUGAUUUUAUUUGAAAACUUCUUUGGGGAGGGGAAGCAAAAAUAUGAGUAUAAAUAUAUAAAUAUCACAUACAUACCAUUCAAACAAACUAACGGACUUGUACAUAUUGGACCCAAGGGAAGAGUAUACUUCGUAAACAUGGUUGUAUAAUUUUUGAUUUUUGAAUACAUUGUGUUUCUAUAUUUUUGAAGAUAAAGGUAUGUACUCAUUAUAAUGGACUACGUUCCUCUUUGUUGAUGUUUAACAAAAUUCUUGAUGUACUUCUAGGUCUGGUGGCAGUUCCUGUUUAACGUAGAAUGUGACUAAUGCUACUCUACGAGCACUUGGCAAAACUGAAAUGCUUUUAGCUGUACUUGUAUGCACUUGUUUAAAAAUUGCCAAAUACAAUUUCUGAUCUUGUAUGAA